AUGUAAACAGAUGGACCAGGGGUCAUCCUGCUCUAUAGAGUACAUACACUAGUAGCGUUUUACCUGGACUGUGCCGAUGGACCCUUGGAUAUGGAAUGUAUAGUUGGAUUUGAGCUGAUACAUGUUACAGCCAAUGAUAAGAGGACCGUUUCAUCAUAACUAAAACACCCCCACUUCACCAUGACGACAGAAAACGGGGUGUAUACCCCUAGCUCCACACCCAAGCCCCAUCCCCGGGUCAAACCCGAGGCAGAGGAAUACGCCAACAGAAAUCGUGGCGGUAUGGAUAAAUGGUUUGAUUAUUCACAAAACACGAGUUACGAGUCCCCACGACCCAUGGAGCGGUUACGUUCAGAUGACGCGAGGCGGAACGCCACAACCAAUAAGGGUUGUAUGGGUGAACUUCUCGGAGGAUACGCCGACCCACCGGCGGAGAGGAAAGUCCAUCCCCGGGGCGUCACAGGCGACGCAGCUGAAACGGCCCAGAAUAACAAAGGCGGGGCUAUGAAAAAUUUAAUUGCAAACUAUGGUAAUUUAAGCGUAGAAUCUAAACCAGCUCCAAAGGUCAAAGGUGAUUACGCGGAAGAAUAUGCAGAACGGAAUCACAAUGGUAAAAUGGAGACAUUGAUAAAUCAUUAUGGAACACUCACACCGGAACAACCACCGGCACCCAAGGUUUCGUACGGUGGGGAGGAAGUAGCGGAGAAGUACAAGGGAGCUGGCAUGGGACCCCUCCUCAGACAGGAAGAGGAAGCUUACUACCAAGAACCUAAAGUUAGUCGACUUCAUCAGGCGUCGGAAGGGCCGGGAUGGGACGAGAAUCCACCGGCAUACCGCACGAGACCGGAAGCGGAAGGAAUAGCAGAGAAAAAUUCAGAGACGUACUCUGACAAAUUGAUGCGUGGUGAAGUCAUGCCUCCAACCGUGAGAACCCCUAAACUGCCCAUACACAUGCAAGAGUCGGAAUCGCCACGACCUGUGACGUCACCAUUGAGAACAAGACCAGAAGGAAUUACCAACUUCCAACGAAACCAGAAUGGUUCGGAGAUGGCGGCUAUUAUGAGAGGCGAAAACACGAAUUCGUCAGCGCCUAAGAAGAUGAAUAGAAACCUAGUUCGAUCAGAGCUCUGGUGAAACUUUCUCUAGUCAUGGCUAUUGGACGUUCCAAUUAGUAAAAUAAGGAUAGAGUUAUCUGACCAUAGGGUUCACACCAGGUGUCGCAUGAUUGUAACUACGCAACGACGUGUUACGGCACUAUUUACAAGGAAAAGAAUGUGAGCGGGUUAGGAUAACAAUUCUGAUAAACGUUGUGACGUAUGUUUUAUGUUCUUUAAUAUGUGGAUGUUUGUGUGAAAUUAAUAAAUACAUGCACAAGAAUAAUGUGAAAUUUAUUUGAAAUGGAAGGUAGGAUCUAACAAGUCUUUGUUAUUACUGGAUUUUCACCUGAUGUCCACACUUGGCUUCUAUGCAACAAUUCUGUCCAUUUUUUAGGUAAAUUGACAUAUAUACAUAUUUUUAUACCUUUUCCAUAGUAAUGAUCUUUUACAUGCUAUUUGAACCUAUUGCUCAGAUAUGUUCACCUUGAAAGCACAGAAACGUGUCUUUAGAAUGUAUUAAUCUAUAUUAUUUAAAUUUUGGUUCAGAUACAGUGUUUCAUUUUACACGUUGUAAAUUUUAUGAAUAAAUCUCAAUAUCAUGAUAUAAACCCAUAACACAUUAUCAAACCUUAUUAGGACAUAUGUCUGUUUUUUUUUAUUCCCUUUGUGUGAAUUUUAUAUAUUAAUAUGUGUUUUAGUAAACACCAGAAAUGGUGAGGAGAUCUCCCCUAACACUGUGUAAGGCCAGAUAACGAUCUGACGAAUGGCUAGUUUUAUUACACCUUAUGAUCCAUGCUAUUGUUUUGUGUAUAUGUUUUACUGGACGAUAUGUGUGAGUGAGAUAAGUGUUCCUUUGUACAUAGUUUUAUUUCCUUGGGCUUUAUGAAAUUUACAUUUCCAACAAAACUAACUUAAUUCUCACUUUAUUAGUGAAUCAAUCAUUUUAAAAACAGAAAUAUGCAAUUAAAACCCGUGAUGAUGUACCGAUUCUAAUUAGCAAUAUUUAAUGGAAUUUGGCAAAAUAUUGCAUUCCUCAUGUGACAGAAAUAUUUAUGUAUAAUGUGUUGGGUGACGUCAGAGGGGCUUGCAUUCUUCAUUUUGACUUUUAUCUCUGAGAAUGUUUUAAGAUAAGUCAAUUAGAAGACAGGUCCCUGUGAGUAAGGCGAAUGAUGUGCCUACCUGCCCCUAUUGUGUUGGAUUAUUGUGUUCAUAUUACUUAUAAAUACUCUGUAAACCAUUGUUGUUGUAAGUAUUUGUUAUGGUUUUUUUUAUUCUGUCAAAUAUUUUGAGGAGUUCAGACAAUAGUAUAGUACAAUGUAAUCAUAUACUUUCUUGACCAUAUUUUUCAGAGCAGCAUCCAAAAAUCGGACAUGACAAAUUGUCUUUGAUAUUUUUCACAGAAACACUUAAUGCUAUUAUUGUUGAUUUCACAAAAAUGUGUAUAGUUUGUUAUACAGGUAAAAAAGGCCACUUCUAUAGUCUGUUUCAUAAAAUAUUUUGACGGUUUCCUGCUGUGAUAAUUAUAUAGUUAUGAUCAGAAACAGUUUGUUUUAUGAACCAGACUAUAAUUAGGUAGAAUUAUAGCCAUUCCCAUAUCAGGAGGUGCUAAAACCAGAGACAUAUAUACAGAUGUAUAUAUGUCUCUGCUAAAACUAACCCACCUUGUCAUAUUAUAUUGUAAUUUUAUACAAAUAUUCGCCACAUUUAACUUCCCGUUAUAUAUAUGUUUCUGAUUUAAAAUUUUUAAAGAUAACAUAUCAUUUUGCACGUGCUUGAAAGCAUGUGCAUAAGGGUAUAACAAAUUGUCAAAGCGAUGCUGGUAUUUGUAUAUCACUAUGAAAUAGUGAUUGAUGUGUACUGUUGACCAAUGAUAGCCGUGGGCCGAGAUGAUUGGGUCAUUUCACCAUUGAUAGCCGUGGGCCGAGAUGAUGGGGUCAUUUCACCAAUGAUAGCCAUGGACCGAGAUGAUGGGGUCAUUUCACCAAUGAUAGACCAACAGACCCCUAUUUUUUCACACGUGAAAACUCUAAGGUAAAGGAAAGGGGCUAUUUUACCUUGAAGAUCCUAGAACAAGGGGAAAUUGUUUUACCAGUGGUAAUGGGUCCAGCGGACUGGAGUUAAUAUGGGCGGGUUUUGUCGACCUUCCUUAACCUAAGGUAGCCUCUUAACUUAAGGAAAGCCUUAUUAGAUUAUAUAAAAAAAUCCAAUAAUGCUUUCAUGUAGAAGGUUAAGGAAUGUCACAAAACUGGAACCAGAUUCGUCAUCCUAUCUAAAAACUAUUCGUCCUUGAAAUAUGUUGAAAAGAGACAAAUUUCGUCCUGGUCUUAGGCUAAUCACUGGUAUAGUGGGUCGAGUGAGGGCGUUCUCGUGUUGGUGAAGUUUGUGACCGUUACAGAUACAAAACAUAUCAUGACAAAUUAAUCAGAUUUAACAGGUAUAUUUAGGUUAGCACCAGUGUAUUUAUACGUCAUGUAUAUACAAUGUACAUAGAUAACAAUCCGAAAUGCUUGUGUAACGUCAGUGUAAGAUGUACCACUGAAGGCCAGCCAACGUAAUAAAUAUCGAAUUCA
Pecten maximus is the source of this 3667-nucleotide messenger RNA. RefSeq lists its product as uncharacterized. The transcript is spliced from 4 exons. The coding region runs from base 181 to 1134 and encodes 317 amino acids. The record is from RefSeq and is a predicted model, not a curated record. Lineage: Eukaryota; Metazoa; Mollusca; Bivalvia; Pectinida; Pectinidae.